This is a messenger RNA of Pipistrellus kuhlii (Kuhl's pipistrelle), 841 nucleotides long. RefSeq names its product NME/NM23 nucleoside diphosphate kinase 3 (gene NME3). The record is from RefSeq and is a predicted model, not a curated record. The transcript has 5 exons. Gene Ontology annotation, molecular function: nucleoside diphosphate kinase activity. Gene Ontology annotation, biological process: GTP biosynthetic process; UTP biosynthetic process; CTP biosynthetic process. Bases 108 to 617 code for a protein of 169 amino acids. Lineage: Eukaryota; Metazoa; Chordata; Mammalia; Chiroptera; Vespertilionidae.
CCGCUUCUCUCCGGGAGGCCGGUACCAGGCGGGUCGGGCCGCGGCCCCUUUAAGCGCUGGCCCCACCCCCAGCCCGUUCCGCGCCGCACUCCAGCCGCGGCGCCAUCAUGAUCUGCUUGGUGCUGACCAUCUUCGCCAACUUGUUCCCGGCGGGCCGCGCCGGCGUCCAGGAGCGCACCUUCCUGGCCGUGAAGCCCGACGGCGUGCAGCGGCGGCUCGUGGGCGAGAUCGUGCAGCGCUUCGAGAGGAAGGGCUUCCAGCUGGUGGCCCUGAAGCUGGUGCAGGCCUCGGAGGAGCUGCUGCGCGAGCACUACGCGGAGCUCCGGGAGCGCCCCUUCUUCGGCCGCCUGGUCCGGUACAUGGGCUCGGGGCCCGUGGUGGCCAUGGUGUGGCAGGGGCUGGACGUCGUGCGCAUCUCACGGGCGCUGAUUGGGGCCACGGAUCCAGCAGAUGCCCCACCCGGCACCAUCCGAGGAGAUUUCUGCAUCGAAGUUGGCAAGAACGUGAUUCACGGCAGCGACUCCGUGGAGAGUGCCCGCCGGGAGAUCGCGCUCUGGUUCAGCCCCAAAGAGCUGCUCUGCUGGGAGGACAGCGCCGCGCACUGGCUGUAUGAGUAGCCGCAGGGGACCCGAGGCUGAGCGCCCUGGACCAGUGUGGGUGACUUAGCAACCUCCAGGCCCCGGAGGCGGUGUUGACAGCACCCCUUCAGACCUCCCAGACCACAGGCGGGUCUGCCCAAGCAUUGGCGCGCGCUGUUUAAUGCGCCUGGAAACGCACCAGAGCGGUGGCCUGGCGCUUGGCUUGGUCCAGCAUUUCUUUUUAUAAUAAACUAAAGAAAACC